Acanthaster planci (crown-of-thorns starfish) is the source of this 3153-nucleotide messenger RNA. RefSeq lists its product as uncharacterized. The record is from RefSeq and is a predicted model, not a curated record. Lineage: Eukaryota; Metazoa; Echinodermata; Asteroidea; Valvatida; Acanthasteridae.
GCUUGGCAAGCAAGAAUUGAGUCAGUUGCCGGAUUUCAUAAGCACUUGCAUUCAUGAGAUCGUUUAUCCACUCUUGGUUCAUCCACAACUUGGAGUCCGAGAUCAUGCCACAAAAGCAUUUUCUACCUAUUUAUCACACUGUGACUUCAAGGUUGCUGUUGAGUCACUGGGAGAAACUGUCUCAAAACUUGAACAAGAUGAGAACUUUGGAGCAUGGAAAUUGUCAUCAGAUGGCUACUACUUCUUAUCUCAUCAUGCCAUUCUGCAACCAAGCUACAAAUUCAUGGAUGCUUGUCAGGCUGAAGGUUUGCUGAGUGUUUGCCUUCAUCUGAUCAAGUAUGUAGGCCCUGUGGCAUCCAUGUUGAAUGAAGGUCUUAGAGGCAGCACAUAUAGCUUCUGUGAGCAUGUCCAGUCUGAAGUGCUUCUACCAAAUUGGCCAAGAUACUUCUGGACCUUCAGUCUCUAUCUCAUGCACCCAGCAUCUACUGUUAGACAAGCUGCCAGCAUUAUAUUCAAGUAUAUUGUUGCAAAAGCAAGCAGUAACUCUGGGCUUCUGAAGCUAGUGCUGCAAGCUCUAUGUGCCAACUGGAGUGUUAACAUCAGAAAGGAUUUGAUGGAAUCCAGAUACAGUUACCAAGGCAGGAAAAUGCAGCAAGAAAUGGUUAAAGGAAAUCUCUUGCAGCGGGAGUCAUUUGGAAGACAGUUUUCUCUCGAAGAAGAGACGCAAAGGAGUACUUCAGCACUUCAUGAAAUUCAAGAAGAUGAUAUUCUGGACAAACAUUUCUGCCAAGCUUGGGAAUGGAGAGAAGGGCGUUUGCUUGCAUAUGAGCUAAUUGUGAAGUUCCUGAUCAUCAACCACAUCCAUUAUCUUUUCCCCUCCUAUGCUCUAAUGCCACCUAGGUUUGAUGGAAGUGUAUCAGCGGACAGUGCUGCCACACACAGUCAAAAGCCAGCUUUACCUCAACGUCCUGUUUUGAGCAAGAGUUUCAGCCAUAACAGUAGUAGUUUGUGCCAGGGCUAUACUGCUCAAUUCCAGAGUCUCAAAAGAAGUGAAAGUGGACAAAGGAAAAAAUUGCUGGAAGACAAAAGGUCAAGUACAUUAAUGGAGGGAACAUUCAUCAAGAAACAGUUCAGUAAACACUACUCAUAUUUCAGCGACCAGUCCGGACUGAGCCAUGACCAAAAAGGGUCUGUUAAUGCAGCCACUUCGUUGCUGUGCAAAACCAGAGACAUGGAUGCAGCAUUAAAAGUAAAUGAAGAGCACAUUCAAGAACAAGAGAUGUUAAUACCAUUUCCAGUAGAAUUACAGAGUUCUGAGCAGAGAUCCACAUUGCCACAAGAUGUCAUGAUGCUCCUUCAUGCAGCACAGUCUAUCUCAAGGGUGCUAGCAAGGCAAGAUGAAUCUGAUAUAGACUGGCUGCAGAAUGUUCAGUUACAAGCAUUGUCCACAAUACUACGACAAAUGCUGCUACAGACAAUAAAGUGCCUUGCAGAUGGAAGAUGGGAGGUUCGAAGAAUGGCUCAGCAGACUUUACCAUUGAUCACUGAAUGUGCACGCUGGUAUGACAUGGCUAUUUUGACGUCAUUGUGGAAUGACUACCUACAUCCAGAAGAAUCUUUAAUGAGCUAUGGUUUAGCCUUGGCCCUAGCUUCAUCUGUUCAACAUGCCACACGCUUGAUUCAUCUAACAGAAGCCCCCCCCAUGUCAUGGAAAGAUCCGGACACAUACCAUGGGAUAACAUUACCUAUCAUUGCAGCAGUCACAGGAGGCUUACAGAAAUGGUGUGGCGUUGCUCUUUCUUUGCUGGGUCGUACAGCAGUUGAUAAACUUACAGUGGUUACCCUGGAAAUCAUCAUGACAACACAAAUAUGUUUUUCUGACACACUUUCUGAGAGUUUCCAAUGUGAAGUUGCAGUUCUGACAAAGAUUCUACAUGUGUUCUGUCAUGCACACCCACAACACCCACUUAGUCAGCAAUGUUCAUCAGAGGGGAAUUUGAGAGAGUUUGAAUCACCUAUUGAUGGAUAUCUGUGUAGCUGCUUGCAUGUGGCAGAAUGUAUGGAAUCCCUAGCUAGUCAAGUGGAGAGAUACUUACUGACAGAAUUGCACCAGUUCAUUCCUCCGUUUCUUCAGAUUUGCUCUGUUCAAGGAGUUUGCACUUUGUUUCAAGUCUUGCUUCACCUGGUUGGACAUUUCUCUCAGGAUUCUCAUGUGGCAACAAGUUUGUUAGAUGGAUGUGUGAUUGUUGGUAACAAGAUUGCAAAGUGGAUGCAGCAGUUCACAAGUCACGAUGAAAAGCCGCUUAUGCAUGUUGUGAAUGCUGCAGUGGAAGAAAUAACAGCUUUGGUUACAGACCAGAACACAGAAAUGUCAACCCUUAAACUACUGUUUGAUGUAUUCCUAUCCAUCUCUGACUUUGUUGAGGCUGAGAAGCUUACGUUGAUGUUGUCUGCACUGUCAUCAAGAUUGAAAGGAAUGGGGACUGUUAAUUUGGACAAUAAUACCUACAAGAGCAGUGAGGAUAUGGAUACAAAAAUUCUGAUUUACUUGUCUAACAACAUUGCUGCCAUCCAAGCUGAUAAUGGGGACUCUUCUGAUGAAGAUGCAGAAGAAAAUCAUGGGGAAAACCAAGCUGCAGAGUCCUUGUCAUUGAGUGUGAGUGGUGGAAGUGGACAGAUGCCAUGGCCAGCACAUGUAGGCACUGAGGAACAUGAAAUAUAUGCAGAACGUAACAACCAAGACGGAUCAGGGUCAGAUUGGGACUGGGAUGAUGAGCAAGAGGAUCAAGCAUCAUUAUAUUCUGUGGUGUCACAGUUCUUCCAACAAUUACAAGAGUCACAUAAGGGUGGUAUGUAUAUGUUACCAUUUUCUGCUAGAAAAUAACAAAAUCUUUGGUUCUGUGUGUGUAAAGCUUGCAACUAGUUCCUCAUUCACUUCAUACCUGAGGGCAUAUAAACCUGUCGAUUAUCUUUAGUGACAGUUUAUGGAGGUAGUCUGAGUGUUAGGCUUCAAUCUGGCCAUUGAAUUGUGAGCAAAUAUUUCUCUUGGGCAGAGCUUCAAUGUUGCAAGGAUGAGGUAAGGUGGAGGGUUUUGUAUAAAUGUUCCAUAAAGUACUCUUAACUUGCUGCCGGGUGUAAUUUCAAGUUGCAUGA